UGGUUGUCGAACUUUUCCUUUCUUUAUUAAACACGAAAGAACUACCAAAAGAAAGAUAACCUCAAUCAUUCUUCGGACCGACGUCUUCAUCAUAGCAGCUGUUUGGUCUGCAUUACUCCCACACAUUGAGACUGAACUGCAGCCUAUUUUUGUUCUUCUCGUGUUUUCAUAAAGCAGUUCUAACAUGGUUCAAAUAGUCAUCUCAAGUAAAAGCGGAGAGUCUCCUGGUGAGUGGCUGCUUGUGGAGUUACAGGGUGAGACAGUGUCACGACAUGACACUGGACUGGCUGGAAAUCUUAUGGGGGACCUGCACUACACCAAAGAGGGUGUACCAAUACUGAUUGUGGGACAUCACAUCCUGUAUGGGAAACAGGUCAAACUGGAGAAACCUUUUGCUGUCCUGAUGAAGCACUCUGGCCUCCCGCAGGAGGAUGAGGUAGCCAUGGAAACUGGCCAGGAGAAGCCUACCUCCUACACUGUCUCUGCUAUUAUCAAAAAGAAGCUGAUCUUUAAAACGCGUCCUAAACCUAUCAUUACUAAUGUGCCAAAGAAGGUUUAAUGGCCAAAACGUAUAUACUGAGGGCAUUCAUGGUGUCAGCUACCCUCAUUUUCUUAAGUACAACAGUUUCAGAAAAUGUGGUCUUAAAAUCUUUCCAAAUGAUACGCUUUGAAUACAAGACUGUUCUGUGAGGUUUGGAUAGAUGUUAAAUAUUGAAAUUGGACUGCUGGCAUUCUUUUGGGGCAAAUCCUGUUUGGAUAUGUGUGAUGUUUUGGACCAUCAGUGUAAAAAUAGACGUGACGCAGGUACGUUUUCUAGGACAAAGAAUGAUCAGAGUCAGAGAAAAAGUUUAUUUUCAUAAAAACAAUUUGCAGGUGUUAUAAAGGUCUGCAAAAAUAAACAGUAAAUGUUGCAAUAUUGAUAUAAAACUUAAAAAAAACAAAAUUUUUACAUAUUUAACAAGUUGCACAAUAAAUGUAAAUGAGUUUGAA
Molecule: messenger RNA, 990 nt
Organism: Ictalurus punctatus (channel catfish)
Lineage: Eukaryota; Metazoa; Chordata; Actinopteri; Siluriformes; Ictaluridae
Gene: chtf8
Product: CTF8, chromosome transmission fidelity factor 8 homolog (S. cerevisiae)
Biological process (GO): mitotic sister chromatid cohesion
Cellular component (GO): Ctf18 RFC-like complex
Source: RefSeq, marked provisional